GUCCUGCUGGCGCUGGUCCUCUGCCAGGCGCCCCGGGGACCCGCCGCCCCCGUGCCCGCGGAGACCGUCCUGGCCAAGAUGUACCCGCGCGGUAACCACUGGGCGGUGGGGCACUUAAUGGGGAAAAAGAGCUCCGGAGAGUCCCCACUUGCUUACGAGGGAGGGAGCCUGAAGGACCAGCUGCGGGAGUACAUCCUGUGGGAGGAAGCCGCAAGGAAUCUGCUGAGCCUCCUGGAAGGAAAGGGGACCAGACGCCUUGGGUCACCUCCAUGGGGUGCCCUAGGUAUUCUCCAGUCUACUUGGGAUUCCUUGGAUAGCAAGAACUUUACAGAUAUGGGUUCAAGGCUCAAAGGUUCUCAACAUGAAGGAAGGAACCCCCAGCUGAACCAACAAGGACAGCCUCUCUCAAGCUAAACCAAACCCUUGAGAAUGCAUUCCACGGGCAUCAACUCUCCUGGAUCACCCACCAGAUUUCCUUUGUGCAAAAUACUUAACUAUUCUUGUAUCUUUCAACCUUGACUAAAUUCAU
This is a messenger RNA of Miniopterus natalensis, 529 nucleotides long. It is a transcript of the gene GRP, whose product is annotated as gastrin releasing peptide. Gene Ontology annotation, molecular function: neuropeptide hormone activity. The record is from RefSeq and is a predicted model, not a curated record. Gene Ontology annotation, biological process: neuropeptide signaling pathway. Lineage: Eukaryota; Metazoa; Chordata; Mammalia; Chiroptera; Miniopteridae.